This is a messenger RNA of Mauremys reevesii (Reeves's turtle), 1433 nucleotides long. RefSeq names its product fibulin 7 (gene FBLN7). The record is from RefSeq and is a predicted model, not a curated record. Lineage: Eukaryota; Metazoa; Chordata; Testudines; Geoemydidae. Bases 176 to 1378 code for a protein of 400 amino acids. Gene Ontology annotation, molecular function: calcium ion binding. The transcript is spliced from 8 exons.
GGAGCAUGGAUAGUGUGCCUGGCUGGCUGAGGAAGCUACGGGACCUCGGACAGAGCAGUGCUGGCAGAGACCGGUAGGAGCGAGAGGGAACUCCAGAUUGGCUGCUGGGACUCAACCAGGGCAGGACUCUGCGAACUGUCUCAACAAACAGCAGCUCCUGGCUGCCAUCCGCCAAAUGCAGCAGUUCUUAAAGGGGCAGGAAACGCGGUUUGCAGAGGGAGUGCGCGUCAUGAAGACCCGGCUGAUAACUCUGCAGAACUCGGUGACGAAAGCCACCCCGGACCCACAAUCCGUGUCCUGCCCUGCACUGGAUGCCCCCGUGGAUGGCAGAAGAUUUGGUACCAAGUACUUUGUGGACCAUGAAGUCCAUUUCACCUGCGAACCUGGUUUUCAGCUCACUGGUUCCAGCACCCGAGUGUGUCAGGCAAAUGGCAGCUGGACUGGAGAAGCACCACGGUGCAAAGUGAUCAGCAAAUGCUCGAGCCAUCCCUGCCAGAAUGGUGGAACUUGUGUGGAUGGAGUGAACCAGUACAAAUGCACUUGUCCUCAAGGGUGGACCGGUGAGAACUGCCAGUACCAAUCACAAACAGCCCCACCUGGAUGGAGUGUUACAAAUGACCCAGCUUUCAGUCGCAAGCCCCGCUGUGCCAAAAUCGACAGGACCCAGCACUGCAGCUGCGAAGCCGGCUUCCACAUGAGCGGCACGGCCGACAACAGCAUAUGUCAGGAUGUAAACGAGUGUGAGGUUUACAGCCUGGAGGGAGCCCCUCGUCUGUGCAUGUACGCCUGUGUCAACGUUCCCGGCUCUUACCGCUGCUCCUGCCCCAGCGGGUACAAGCUCCUCGGAGACGGGAAAAGCUGUGAAGAUAUAGACGAGUGCAGCCUGUCCCAGCACAACUGCACCAGGGGCAUGACGUGCAUUAAUACAGGAGGAGGCUUCCAGUGCGUCAGCGCCGAGUGCCCUCGGCCCAGCGGCAAUGCCAGCUAUGUGAAAACAUCGCCAUUCCAAUGUGAACGCAACCCCUGCCCAAUGGACAGCAGAUUGUGCCAUCAUGCCCCAAAGUCCAUCUCCUUCCAUUAUCUCCCUCUGCCUUCCAAUCUAAUAACCCCCACCCCUCUCUUCCGCAUGGCAACUGCCUCCGCCCCAGGCCGGCCUGGGCCCGACAGCCUGCGCUUCGGAAUCAUUGGAGGCAACAACCGAGGGCAUUUUGUGAUGCAGCGCUCCGACCGGCAGACGGGAGAACUGAUCCUUGUGCAAAGCCUGAAAGGACCCCAAACCAUCGAGGUGGAAGUGGACAUGUCCGAGUAUCUGGAUCGCACCUUCCAGGCGAAGCAUGUCUCCAAGAUCACAGUCUUUGUGUCUCCCUAUGAGUUUUAAAGAAACGUAAUUUCUGCAAGUCAGCAAAUAAACAGCCACAAGGACUGUUCCUGUU